Ilex paraguariensis (yerba mate) is the source of this 312-nucleotide messenger RNA. Lineage: Eukaryota; Viridiplantae; Streptophyta; Magnoliopsida; Aquifoliales; Aquifoliaceae. The record is from the annotation of a GenBank genome assembly.
AUGGCUGGGUUAUUUCCUGGUGAGGCUUCACAAUCUGGUGUGUAUGAAGGUGGGUCUUACAAGCUUUCUCAGGACAAUGCAGAAGAAGGUGGUGGCCGUUGGUACUUCUCCAGGAAGGAAAUUGAAGAGAGUUCCCCAUCUAGACUGGAAGGCAUUGAUCUGAAGAAAGAGACUUAUAUACGCAAGUCAUACUGUACAUUCUUGCAAGAUUUGGGCAUGAGGCUUAAAGUUGUUUUGAAAAGCUCACCUAGGCGAGAAGCGAGGCGAGGCGAGCUAAUCUCGCUUGGAGGACCCCAGGCGAAGCGAACGUGA